Messenger RNA from Pararge aegeria (speckled wood butterfly), 1168 nucleotides. RefSeq names its product pyrroline-5-carboxylate reductase-like. The coding region runs from base 263 to 1102 and encodes 279 amino acids. The transcript has 7 exons. Lineage: Eukaryota; Metazoa; Arthropoda; Insecta; Lepidoptera; Nymphalidae. Gene Ontology annotation, molecular function: pyrroline-5-carboxylate reductase activity. Gene Ontology annotation, biological process: L-proline biosynthetic process. The record is from RefSeq and is a predicted model, not a curated record.
GGACACACCACGGACUUGUUCCACAGUGCACAAUGUUCUAUUACCCGAUACGCAUUUGAACAACAAUUAUGAAAUGUCUCACUCUCAAUGAACGAUUGAGAAUAAAACAAGAGCGUAAAUUUAAAUAAAAAAAAAAAACAGUGACAACUUUGACAAGUCUCGACAAGUGAAUUGAGUUUAGUGCAACUUAGAUCUCAUUUAUGACAAUUUUUGGAUUUAUUAAUUUUAUUUAUUAGUUUUUAUUCACUGAUAGACCAUCAAAAUGCUUACUGUAUCAUUAAAAGAAGCGAUGAAGAUCGGUUUUAUCGGCGGUGGGAAACUGGCGUAUGCCUUGGCAAGUGGAUUCAUAUCAGCUGGUUUGGCAAAAGCAGAUGAAAUCACAGCGAGCUGUCACCCAGCCGAUUUAGUCUCCGCUGAGGCAUUCAAGAAAUUGGGAGCAACUACACUGUUUGAAAACCAGCCAGUAGUUGAAAGGUCCGAAGUUGUGAUUGUGUCAGUCAAGCCUGAUGUAGUGGUGCCAGCUCUUCAAGAUGUUAAAGAAUUGGCCGCGUCAAAAAAUAAGCUGUUCAUAUCGGUAGCUAUGGGUGUUUCGACUGGGACUAUCGAAAAGGUGCUCCCAAAAGAAGCACGCGUGAUCCGUGUUAUGCCAAACACACCGGCUCUAGUCAAUGAAGGUGCUGCAGCUUUGAGCAGAGGGUCCAGGGCGACAGCUGAUGAUGCCAAGGUGGCUGCACAGCUCUUCCGCGCCGUUGGCACUUGCGAGGAAGUGCCUGAGUACCAGAUGGAUGCGGUUACCGCACUAAGUGGCAGCGGGCCGGCUUAUGUAUAUAUGCUAAUAGAAUCACUAGCCGACGGUGGGGUCCGUUGCGGUCUACCUCGUGACCUAGCCCUGCGUUUGGCCACACAGACAACAUUGGGCUCCGCGGCCAUGUUACGUAAUGGUGGACAUCCGGCUGCUAUGAAGGACAAUGUCACAUCUCCUGGGGGAUCCACAGCGGAAGGAACCUAUCACUUAGAGAAAAACGGUUUCAGGUCGGCUGUUAUUGGCGCAGUUAUGGCGGCGACGGAAAGAUGCAAAGUUGUCAAUAAAUUAUAUCAAUAGGUGUAAGAUAAAUAACAAGAAUAAAUUAAAAUUAACAUUGAGUCUCCUAAAUACAUAUUUUGUAAA